ACCGGAAGUCGAGGCCGGGUGCUGGCGAGGGACACACCGAGUCGCCGGUUGUUUGGCAUCGCUGCGCUCGCUCCUCCCUUUCCGGGAUGUCGGCGAAGAGAAAAGCCGAGGCCAUGAUCCCGGCCGAGGAGAGCGACCAGCUGCUGAUCCGGCCCCUAGGUGCUGGGCAAGAAGUAGGAAGAUCAUGCAUUAUUCUGGAGUUUAAAGGAAGAAAAAUAAUGCUUGAUUGUGGAAUUCACCCUGGCUUAGAAGGAAUGGAUGCCCUACCUUACAUUGACUUGAUAGAUCCUGCUGAGAUUGAUCUCCUCUUAAUCAGUCAUUUCCAUUUGGAUCACUGUGGGGCUUUACCAUGGUUUCUGCAGAAGACCAGUUUCAAAGGAAGAACAUUUAUGACUCAUGCUACAAAAGCUAUUUACAGGUGGCUUCUUUCAGAUUACGUCAAGGUUAGCAAUAUUUCAGCAGAUGACAUGCUGUACACGGAGACAGAUCUGGAAGAAAGCAUGGACAAAAUUGAAACCAUCAAUUUUCAUGAAGUAAAAGAGGUGGCAGGAAUCAAGUUCUGGUGUUACCACGCGGGCCACGUCCUGGGAGCAGCCAUGUUUAUGAUUGAAAUAGCUGGUGUGAAGCUUUUAUAUACAGGUGAUUUCUCAAGACAGGAAGACAGACACUUGAUGGCAGCUGAGAUUCCUAAUAUUAAACCUGAUAUUCUUAUCAUUGAAUCCACCUAUGGUACCCAUAUUCAUGAAAAAAGGGAAGAGCGAGAAGCAAGAUUCUGUAACACUGUUCAUGAUAUUGUAAACAGAGGAGGUAGAGGUCUUAUUCCUGUCUUUGCCUUGGGUCGUGCUCAAGAGCUGCUUUUGAUCUUAGAUGAAUACUGGCAGAAUCACCCUGAACUCCAUGACAUCCCAAUAUACUAUGCCUCCUCUUUGGCAAAGAAAUGCAUGGCAGUGUAUCAGACAUAUGUAAAUGCUAUGAAUGACAAGAUCCGCAAGCAAAUCAACAUCAACAAUCCAUUUGUUUUCAAACACAUUAGUAAUCUGAAGAGUAUGGAUCACUUUGAUGACAUUGGCCCCAGUGUCGUUAUGGCUUCCCCAGGUAUGAUGCAGAGUGGCUUAUCCAGAGAAUUGUUCGAGAGCUGGUGUACUGAUAAGAGAAAUGGAGUAAUAAUAGCAGGGUACUGUGUUGAAGGAACACUUGCCAAGCACAUAAUGUCUGAACCUGAAGAGAUCACAACUAUGUCAGGGCAGAAGCUCCCACUGAAGAUGUCUGUAGACUACAUUUCUUUCUCUGCUCACACGGAUUACCAACAAACCAGCGAGUUUAUCAGGGCACUGAAACCUCCGCAUGUGAUUUUAGUGCAUGGUGAGCAGAAUGAAAUGGCCAGAUUGAAAGCAGCAUUGAUACGAGAAUAUGAGGAUAACGAUGAAGUUCACAUAGAAGUUCACAAUCCUAGGAAUACUGAGGCUGUGACAUUAAACUUCAGAGGAGAAAAACUUGCCAAGGUGAUGGGGUUUUUAGCAGAUAAAAAGCCAGAGCAAGGACAGCGCGUUUCAGGGAUCCUGGUUAAAAGAAACUUUAACUAUCACAUCCUUUCUCCAUGUGACCUCUCAAAUUACACUGAUUUGGCUAUGAGCACUGUAACACAGACACAAGCCAUUCCGUAUUCUGGCCCUUUCAAUCUGCUUUAUUACCAGCUACAGAAACUGACAGGUGAUGUAGAGGAAAUUGAAAUCCAGCAAAAGCCAGCCUUGAAGGUUUUCAGAAAUAUUACUGUGAUCCAGGAACCUGGCAUGGUGGUACUUGAGUGGGUGGCAAAUCCUGCAAAUGAUAUGUAUGCAGACACUGUAACAACAGUGAUCCUGGAAGUUCAGUCAAAUCCCAAAAUACAGAAAGCUGCAGUGCAUAAGAUUUCCAAAAAAGUAGAUAUGGAUGUAUUUAGCAAAAGGAUGGAGAUCAUGCUUCAGGACAUGUUUGGAGAGGACUGUGUUAGUGCAAAAGAUGGCUCUGUUCUAAGUGUCACAGUGGAUGGAAAAACUGCAAAUAUUUCAUUGGACACACGGACUGCUGAAUGUGAGCCAGGAAAUGAAGAUGAUGAAUCCCUUCGGGAAAUGGUGGAGUUGGCUGCACAGAGACUCUAUGAUGCCCUCAGCCCAGUCCGCUGACCUGACUGACCAGUAUAUAUAUAGGAAACACAAGAACAAUCUUUUUAAUACUUGAUUCAUUUUCGCCAUUUUCAUAAAAAAAUAAAUAAAACUUGCCUUUAGCAAGCCAUAUGUACUUAUUUCCUGACCACAAAACUGCUUAGUUCUCAUUACAAAUAACAGAUGGGCAAUCUGUUAUAGCAACUCCAUUUUGUGUAAUGUACAUAAUGAGUUAAUAUAUGUACAUAUGAACCCAUUAAUGGGACAUAUGCACAUAAGAGGAGAAAUUUCUUACCCUGAUAUGAUGUAGUAGAUAACCUAAAAUGAUGAUAAAAAAUAAAUGGGAGGAAUCUUAUAUUUUCAAGGUCUGCUGACUCGUCGGAGGAGGAGUUGGGUUUUCUGCUCCCCUAUAUAUUUAUAUAUAUAAGAUUUUAUACAGAGUUGUCUUUUUAUUUGUUUCUUGCUGUUUUUUAUGGUAAUAGUAUAGUGACUGAUAAACACACCUCUUGCAGUCAUCUGUACUAAAUUAUCACUUACUCUUAAAAUGAGAAAGUAAGGUGAAGAUCUGAAUAGUAGAUGCUUUCUGAACUAAUAUGAGAAAUCACAAUAGAUUCCACACAAACCAAGAAUAACUAACUUUCAGAAGUGUUGAGCAUCCACAGCCCCUGUUGAUUUCAGCUGGAGUUGUGUGGUUACCUGGAACUUCUACAAGUCAGACCUUUAGGCCCCAGUUCAGUAAAGCACUUAAGUAUGUACUUGAUUCUGAUAGAUGUGUUAAGACCAUGCUUAAGUGCUUACCAGAAUUAGAGCCUAGAAGACUACAUGGUGGAAGCAAUGAAACUGACUAUAAGGAAGAGGCUGUCAAAUAUACAACUAACUAUGAGAGAGAUCAUUUUAGCCUAUCAGUAUCCAUUACAGUGUUAAUAUUGGCCCAGUUCGCUGCAUGUGGGCACACCAGUGUGCCGGCACACAGCCCCAUUCAAGUCAGUAUAACUGUAGAUACAGAGUUGCACCUCUGCACAGUGAGUUGUGGGACUGGAGGCCUAAAGUAGGGGAACAAAAUCCCUAUAGAAAUGUGAUUUUUAAGUCUGUAUUUUUAAAUCACACUGAAAAAUGUUAAGGGAAAGUGUGGGGUUCCUAACAGAAGAAUAUAAAGGUAUCUUUGCAUCAUUCACAAGAAACUUGCUUCUUUUUUUUUUUUCCUGAGUUGGUUAAAGUGGCAUCAGAUAAUUCUCAGUAGUAAUAUCAACGAAGAACAUUUAUGUGUUAGUGUCUCUCUCAAAAUAAUUGGUUGUCACCAACUAAUUAUAUAAGGAUAAAAAAUUAUUCAUAAAGAAAUACUGAUAAAUGCAGUUAGCACUUUUUAAAAAAAAAGAAAACCACUCUGUGAAAUGUUUUUGUUUUUAAAAUGAUACUGUCAAAGAUUUCAGAUGCAACAUCUGUUUUGCGUUAAAAUGUUUAUAAUCUGGUGGGAAAUAUCCUCUAAUCUAUUUUUACACUCUCUUUUACUAUCUAUAAUUUUUCUAUAGUGCCCAUCACUGUAGUAUUAGAGUCAUGGAGAAUUUUUUUAAUAUAGCCUCUGUGACAGUGUUAAUAUUGUUUGGCUACUGCAAAGUGAGCAAAAAGUUAAUUAUUCCCAAGAGCUAUGUUGACUACAUGAAUAACAUUUCUAUCUUAAGCAGCAAAUACAAGGGUUUGAGUCAUGCCGGUUUGUUUCAUAAAAACUUCAAGAGGAAAUCACAGUUUAUUCAGUGGAAAAGAGGAGAAUCAUCUCUGGGUAGAAUGAUAUUUUCAUGAACAAAAGAAAUUAAAAAUGGUCUAAAGUA
Chrysemys picta bellii (western painted turtle) is the source of this 3967-nucleotide messenger RNA. It is a transcript of the gene CPSF3, whose product is annotated as cleavage and polyadenylation specific factor 3. NCBI's taxonomy places the organism in Eukaryota, Metazoa, Chordata, Testudines, Emydidae. Gene Ontology annotation, molecular function: 5'-3' RNA exonuclease activity; RNA binding; RNA endonuclease activity. Gene Ontology annotation, cellular component: mRNA cleavage and polyadenylation specificity factor complex. The record is from RefSeq and is a predicted model, not a curated record. Gene Ontology annotation, biological process: mRNA 3'-end processing by stem-loop binding and cleavage.